UUCACCGGUUUCGCUGAAGGUAAAACGUAGAUGACAUCUGAAGGAAGAGGUAUUCAACUGGAAGAUGGAAUAUGUUGACACAACGACCUGACUGGCUGCGGAGGAGGGACAGAUGAAGAUGACCACGCGAGUCUGUUUGAUUUCGGCUAUUUCCGAGCCUGUGUCAACCUGUUCCCGUGAGUUGACGCGGAAUCCCGUCGCUGCGACCAAAUUCAUUCAUCUCGCUAUUUCAGAGAGAACUUGACGGAAAAUACCUGAUGUCCAGUCACGGACGCGGCAGUGAGGAAGGACGUGGCCCCCCAUCUCAGUCCGGGAAUUUGUCUAAUCCUUAAGAACUACUCUGUUUACAGGGAACACAUUUAACACAGCUUUAAUGGGACUUAAACUUGUUGAAGAUAUGACAAUAGCAUUUUAAGCGGCAGUUGAUGGAAGCGUUUUGGGGACACUGCGCUCUGUGACAAGGUGUCAACAAGCAAUAGUCUUUGUUCAUUCAUAUCCCCCACCGGCACAACGACACACACUCCACCGUGGUGGUCAGUACCACAACCCUCCAGUGUCACCGGCUGGCAUUUCAAAUUGCACCAGGCAAAACGGAUAUGCAACAAGUAGUUGGUGUGAAGUUUCGCACUGCGGGGACGCAUACCACGAACCGCUGGAUAUACGCAGUGGCAAGAUAGGAUCAGGAUUUAAUAGUGAGUUUCUUGUACGUUGAGUGAGCGUAUAAGCCGGUCAUCGGUUACAUGGACCCACUGCAAGCGCCAUGACUUGAAGUGAAUGUCACGUCGGGGACAUAUGCAUAACAUGCCGAGGUAGGGGGACGUUGAUGUUGGAUUCAGCUGACCAGGGGUUACGUACAGGGGAAAGCUACAUCUAUUAAGUGAGGGAAAGGCGAGCGGUGACAAAGUACCCCUAGCUAUAGGCUUGACAGCCACGAGGAAGGAUAACGGUACGUUGUGUACGAAGUAGGUCUUGUGUAACGACCUCAGUUGACGGCUGUGUGUGUUGAUGUGUACACGAGAGUAAAAGCGUGGAGAGUACGGGCGCAGAGGAUUGUCACAACAUGCUCGGACUUGGGAAAUACGAAGGGAUUGUAUGCAAAUGAUUCGGUGUAAAAUUACACUUAAAGAGGGCGAAAAUUCUCAGUCUUAAUCACAUGUUCCCGUCGUUGCGAUUUGCUGCUAGCCAAUCGCUGCCCGCUGUGCACAGCGAGAAGGAGAAUAUAUGAGCUAUAUAUAGUCGAGGGCCUCAUUCUCCGGGGUAUCCCUCUGUCGCUCAACAGGACAGAGAUAACGCUGUCACUCAUAGGUUCAUCACCAUCUCAAGAGUGGACACACCGCUAGCAUCACCCUGGCCGACUCGUGGAUAGAGAACCUCUUUGAGGGGGUGAGGAUGGAGGAUUUCUUACCCCUCGUCUCCAGUCUUGAACGCGAGCAGUUCACCCUCCAGCGACUCAAUUCAGCCGGGGAGGAAAGUGACGCCAGCAGCCUUGACGACUUACGGAGUCACAGUCCAUCGUCGUCGGUGUGGAGCUUGGAGAGCCUUGACGAUGACGUGUAUUUGGACUAUCUGUUCAGCCAGGGCCUUGUGGACGCUGUGGAAAAAAAUGGGGUAAGCACCCCCAAGGCACCCCCUAUGUGUCAAGCACCCCCUGUAAUUCAUCAGCCAGUAACGCCGGUCCCCGUUGUCUGUGAUUCUUCUGUGAACAGUGUACCUUAUUGUACUCAAAAGCCAAUAGCACCACCACCCAGAGAAGCUGAGCCGGCAGAGGAAACGUUUACCGUGCCAACAAGUAACAAUGACUUUGUGGUGCUGGGUGUAGGCUUGCAAAACCUCAUGCAUAACUAUGCAAGCAAAGCAGCGUUUGCAGAACCCCACCGUCAGCCUGCCUUACCCCCACAACAUACCCUCCAUCACCCCCAUCCAUCCCUGCUGCAGCGACAGGUGAACUACGGUGCUCUAGCCCAGGUUUCCCAGACCGGUCACUACAGACUUCCUACCAAUGGUGCCAAGUCAUUGCUGACACAAACAAGUAUUCUAGAGGACGUUAAGAUCAGAACGCUGAAGACACCGUCCCCCAAACUCCCAAAUCAUGCAAAGGGGGAUCGUUUAGAGGACAAAAUAUACCACUGUACCUAUGCAGGGUGUAACAAAGUGUAUAGCAAGUCAUCGCAUCUAAAAGCCCAUCUUCGUCGUCAUACAGGUGAAAAACCAUUCGAGUGCACGUGGCCAGGUUGUGGAUGGAGGUUCUCGAGAUCCGACGAACUUGCCCGUCAUAAACGCUCUCAUUCCGGGAUUAAACCAUAUCAGUGUAAAAUCUGUGAGAAGAGAUUUUCACGUUCAGACCAUCUCUCGAAACAUUUGAAAGUUCAUAGGAAACGUUAGUACGGUAAUAGUGUGGAAGUAUGUUCAUCCGGAGCCUGUGACGUCAGCCGUAACCAUGGAAGCAUGAAGCGCAACCGGAGAAAGUGUCACGUUAAUGGACAUAUUAAAGGAGACGAGAGAAAUGUGUUGUUUAUGUAGAAUGUCAUGUCGGGUGACAAGUCCCGUAAACUGCAACCGCCUGGAACGAUAUAGCACUUUAGCGGUGUGUCGAGCUGAGCGAGGGUGUGGGGCUGUGGAGCCGGGCAUGGCUGAGGGCUGAACGGUAAUGGCGACCAGCGUUAAGGACGUCGGUCUAUAUCAGUUUGUGAGAGACUUAUAAACUCUUAUUCACAUAUCAAAUCAUUGUUCAAUGCUUAAAAGUAUUUGCCCUUUAUAUAUAAUGUUGUGGCGUGUUCUACAAAGUGUGAUUAUGAACCGAUUAACUGUUGAUUUUGUGAGAGAAGUGACGUUAUUAUAAACGCUCCAAUGGACGUGCCCCAAGUGUCUUUGGGAGUUGUGGCGACGUUAAUACUGCGAUGCACGGCACGUAGACUAGAUUGAGUUUAUCAACCUGAAGUCGGUUGAGGUCACCUAAUGAUGCAGGUAUCUGCAGAUCAAAGGUAUACAGGUGAGCGUUGAUCAUGACGCCACCUAGCGGGCAGGGACAAAGUGUAAUUGAUCGGCAAAAGGACCCUUAUCGACAUUUUAUAUUCAUAUAUAUUCCACAUUGUGUCACAUAAACUCGGGUUAUUUUUGUGUGAAGGUUUCCAAUGCGUUUCUUUGAUAUGUUGUGAGGACAUCGUCUCGACUUCGAAUACGUGGUUGCAGGAGAAUUUCGGCCUGCUUCAUGCCCCGUGACCUCUAACCUCGCACGCGCCGCGACAUCCGUGCCACGAGGACGAGUGUGGGUUUGGGCUGGGUGCAAGGCGAGUAGCAAGCGGGGACUGCCACGUUCUUCCAGCUCAAACUUUGACGUGUUUACAAAUAUUUACUUGACGAACAUUGUCUCUCCUGCUCCGUGCGACGUAUACCCGCGGGGACAGUUCACGUUUAACUUAAAGAUAUUCAUCAACGUCAUCGAUCACCAGAGAAUGCUGAGCAGCCUUUAUUUUCUUUAAACUUUAUUGAAUUAUAUAUUUAGUAGACGUUUUAGUGAACUAUUUUUAACAUUCCUGGCACUUGUUCAAUGAAAUGUUAUUUUUAAAUGAAAACUGUGUCCUGUUUUCUAUAAUGGAAUAUGAAGUUCAAUUACAAUGGAAUCAGGUCAGUGUCACGCCUAAUUACUAAUAUUAGUAAUAUACUACUCACGCUUUGCUAAGGAUCACAAACAAUCACAACUUUACUUAAACGUAGAUUUAUAAUUUGAAAUUGCAUCCAUUUAAAACUGGAUAAAUAAUAAUAUGGUAACCCCUCUUUAGGCAAACAGUCACUUUAAUCUAACCUUAUGCACUUGAGACAUGAGUAACCAUAACAAUGGUUUUCAUGGCACCAAUCAACCAUUUAGCAAAUCAUGGAACGGGUCAUUAACAAGUACACAACACCAGUCAAUAGCAGGUAUGGGUUCC
Messenger RNA from Haliotis rubra (blacklip abalone), 3926 nucleotides. Its product is annotated as Kruppel-like factor 3. The record is from RefSeq and is a predicted model, not a curated record. Gene Ontology annotation, molecular function: DNA-binding transcription factor activity, RNA polymerase II-specific; RNA polymerase II cis-regulatory region sequence-specific DNA binding. The transcript has a single exon. Lineage: Eukaryota; Metazoa; Mollusca; Gastropoda; Lepetellida; Haliotidae. The coding region runs from base 1390 to 2382 and encodes 330 amino acids. Gene Ontology annotation, biological process: regulation of transcription by RNA polymerase II.